AUGACAGUUAGGUUUGAAAGAAAAUGUUACGGCAUCCCUUACCUCAAGUAUCAGCAUGUGUUGACAAUCUUCACUUCCAUCUCAAUUAUACUCACAUCUAUUAAGAUAGCAGGAUACACAACGGGGGGGAUGAGCGGGCUGUAUCUCAUAUCUUUGACAUACCGCAAGAGGUCUCGAGCAAAUUUCGCAGUGAUGUUGUUUUUGUCGGUUUGCAGUUUAUUUCAGUCAUCCUAG
Akanthomyces muscarius is the source of this 234-nucleotide messenger RNA. RefSeq lists its product as uncharacterized. The transcript is spliced from 6 exons. Lineage: Eukaryota; Fungi; Ascomycota; Sordariomycetes; Hypocreales; Cordycipitaceae. The record is from RefSeq and is a predicted model, not a curated record. The coding region runs from base 1 to 234 and encodes 77 amino acids.